Messenger RNA from Trichoplax adhaerens, 1071 nucleotides. RefSeq lists its product as uncharacterized. Gene Ontology annotation, cellular component: endoplasmic reticulum membrane. The record is from RefSeq and is a predicted model, not a curated record. Gene Ontology annotation, biological process: endoplasmic reticulum unfolded protein response; calcium ion homeostasis. Gene Ontology annotation, molecular function: protein binding. Bases 1 to 1071 code for a protein of 356 amino acids. NCBI's taxonomy places the organism in Eukaryota, Metazoa, Placozoa, Uniplacotomia, Trichoplacea, Trichoplacidae. The transcript has a single exon.
AUGGAUCAGGUAGAAAUAGAUAUCGAAGACGAAGAAGACUACUUUCAAGAGGAUGAUGUCUUAAUUCAUCAUCCAUCAUCUAACCAAAAUAGCCAAAGUAGAAUGAGAAUCAAGAGAAACAGCCCAUCGGAAAGAUUAAAUCAUCAACAGUACGAUAGUUAUGGUACCAAUAGUUUAUCCUCUCAGUCUUUGUAUGCCAAUUUCUUACCAACGAUAAAACAACAUGAAAGUGAUGGAAUUACAUACUGUCGAAUGUGCCUAGAAGGAAAUCUUGAAUUGGAAUAUCAACAAGAAAAGGAUUUUAGUCACUGCUUAUAUCAUGCUCAAUGUGGCGAUAGGGCAUCACAACUUCAAGUAGCUCGUUAUUUUUUAGAUGGCCAACUAGUUGAACAAAAUUUAAAAUUAGCCAUUACAUGGCUAAUGCAAGCAUCCAAAGCUCAAUAUGAUCCGGCCACUCAGUUACUAAAGCAAUGUUAUGAAAAUCAAAUUGGCAUCGAUGAUAGUAAUGUAAAAGAGGUCUUAUGGUGUAUUAACACUAGCAAUCGCUUAAAAGAUCUUGCUAAAAGGGAAGAAGUAUUCCUAAAACGGAUAACAGGUAGCAGUGAUAAUCAAUCAAAAUCUGCAGUGACUGAAAAUAAAAUUCAAGACGGAAGCGAUCAAUCUAAUGGCAAAGAAAGACGUAGUGGAUUAUCUCUAUUGCAAAUUGCUCAACAAUUUCGUAGUGAGCAACCCGUAAAGCAUGAUCAAAUUCAGAAUCACUUAACUAAACAACAGGAAAAAUAUCAAUUAGAUAAUAAAACUAUUAUUGACAAAUUGACGAAGGAAAAUCAUCACAAGCAACAACAGAAAGAAUCGAAUCACCGCCUAAUUGAUACAACUGAAAUAAUGAAUACAGAAGAAGAUAUACUAGUAGAAACAAUAUCUCAACAGAAUCACUCCAACAAUAACCGUGCAGGUUUACGAUUAAGAUCGAAAGAAAUUAAUUUACUGGAUCAAUAUGAUCAAGAUAAUAAUGGUCAUCAAAGACAGGGAGAUUUAAUCAAGCAAAAAUCUACCAUUAAAAGUGAAUAA